This is a messenger RNA of Acanthosepion pharaonis, 471 nucleotides long. NCBI's taxonomy places the organism in Eukaryota, Metazoa, Mollusca, Cephalopoda, Sepiida, Sepiidae. The record is from the annotation of a GenBank genome assembly.
AUGGAAGUCAACAGCAGGAAUGCGCGGAUAAAUAUUUAUGCCGUGGUUAUUGAUGCCACAUUAAAAUAUCUUCGUCUUUCUGAAGAUUUUCUCUUAGUUGUUUCCCCCCCACCAUUUCUUGUCUGCUCCUCUCUCCCACCUAUUUACCAUUCCACCCAAACCCAUCUCAUUUUAUUCCACCUGCUUAUUUCCUCCCAAACCCAUCUCUGUUUUUUAUUCCACCGUUCUUUCCUUUAUUCUCUUCACGGCUUUAUUCUCUUCAUUCAGUUAUUCACCCACUUCUUCAUUUUUUCAUUUCUUUCUUCUCUUCAUUAUUUUAUCUCUUUUCAGUCCUUUAUUCUCUUCAUUCCUUUAUUCUCUUCCCUGAUUCAUUCUCGACAUUCCCUUAUUCUCUUCACUCCCUUAUUUACUCAUUUAUUUGUUUCUAAUUUCUUUAACUUUAUUCUCAUUUUAUUCUUUAUUCUCUUCUGA